AUAACUUGAAAACAACGUGUGAAAAUGAGGAAGUAGAUCUGUGAAACAUAAAGUCUGGAAAAGCGCGAUUAGAAUAUUCAGAUCGGUUCUAAAAGAAAGGUACAGAAUUCAUCCAUAACAUCUCUUGGCAUAAAUGUAUCCAACUUCAGCGCACCACCUCAAACAUCAGUGGUCAUUACUUAGAUGGACAGCAGCAAUGCAUGGAUAUGUUACUCUGAAUAGAACCACUUUAUUGCACACAAGGCAUUUCCAUCUCUCAAAAUCUACAGUCUGCACAAAUCCACCAAUGAUUCUAAACCCCAGAAGAAAAUACAAUGGCAUGGCUAAACAGAUGUCACUCCCACAAAUAAACCAUGCUUUAAAGGCUAAUGAGUAUAGUUUAAAAGCAAAUGGUUAUGAUGGACGUUAUAAUGUGUUGAUAAAAGGGUUUGACAGUAAUAUCUUAGCAUCAAACUCCCCAAGCGAAGACCGACGGAGUGCUGCAACAUGUCUACAGAGCCGUGGCAUGCUGUUCGGAGUGUUUGAUGGUCAUGCAGGGUCUGCUUGCGCACAAGCAGUCAGUGAACGUCUCUUCUACUACAUAGCCGUGUCUCUACUUCCACUGACGACUUUAAUUGAUAUAGAGGAGGCUGUGGAGAGUGAACGGCCUGUGCUUCCCGUGCUACAAUGGCACAAGCACCCCAACGACUACGUUAGCACAGAUGCUGGCAAACUAUACUUCAAUAGUCUGAGGACAUACUGGCAGGAAAGGAUAGACCUUCACGAGGAUGACGACAAUGAUAUACAAACAGCUUUAAGAAGCGCUUUCAAGAGAUUGGACAAUGAUAUAUCCUUGGAGGCCCAGGUGGACUUUGGGGUUCCCUUUUCUCAUUUCACACCUCUCAGAGUGGCUCUGUCUGGAUGCACGGCUUGUGUGGCUCACGUGGACCGAGAAGAUCUUCACGUAGCCAAUCUGGGUGACAGCAGAGCCGUUCUUGGAGUCCAAGGGGAUGAUGGGAGGUGGUCAGCUCUCACUAUUACCAAUGACCAUAAUGCCCACAACCCAGACGAGAUGCAACGAGUUCUCUCUGAGCAUCCUGCUUCAGAGCAUAAGACAGUGGUGAAACAUGACAGGUUGUUGGGCUUGUUAAUACCUUUCAGGGCUUUUGGAGACAUGAAGUUAAAGUGGAACAGUGAGCUCUUGAAUCGCAUCUACGAGGCACGUCCAGAGCUGCUGGUCGGAAACGAAAAUUCAAAAAUACUGUCUCCGAACUACCACACACCACCUUACCUCACAGCAGAGCCAGAAAUAAUCUCUCAUAAAUUGCGACCCCAGGACAAAUUCUUGGUUCUAGCUUCUGAUGGUCUCUGGGAACUGAUGCACAGGCAGACUGUUGUGCAAGUCUUAGGGGAACACCUGUCUGACAUCCAGUGGAAGAAGCCAGUUUCUGGACUAAGUUUUACAGUUGGACAGAUGCAUAGACUGCUGCAGGAGAGGAAGAGUAGAGCGCUCUCUGCUCUGGAGGAUGAGAACAGUGCGACUCAUCUGAUACGUCACGCUCUGGGGGGCGAUGGCAGCGGCUCCAUUGAACAUAAGCGUAUAGCCAAAAUGCUCAGUCUGCCCCAAGAUUUGGCAAGAAUGUACAGAGAUGAUAUAACAAUUAUAGUCAUCCACUUUAAUGGGUGAUCUACUUUAAGUUAAUAUGAAAUAUUUCGUAUUUUG
This is a messenger RNA of Rhinichthys klamathensis goyatoka, 1702 nucleotides long. RefSeq lists its product as uncharacterized. Bases 134 to 1666 code for a protein of 510 amino acids. Lineage: Eukaryota; Metazoa; Chordata; Actinopteri; Cypriniformes; Leuciscidae. Gene Ontology annotation, molecular function: cation binding; protein serine/threonine phosphatase activity. Gene Ontology annotation, biological process: protein dephosphorylation. The transcript is spliced from 2 exons. The record is from RefSeq and is a predicted model, not a curated record.